GUCCCUGUGAAGAACCAGUGCUAAGGUGAUAGCAGCAACCCCAAGUGGAAGCUGAGGACUCAUCUGUGCACAUCAUUAGCACCAGUGUCCAAAAGAGGGUUUAAAAAAAAAAUACACAAACUCCAAAACUCAAUUCUGGAUGUGGUCUCCAGGGUUUCGACUGUUUUCACUUCCUAUUCUCACUUUGACCCUCACAUCUACAAAGUAGUAAAGUAAUGACUUCCUACAUGUAACUACUUAAGAUUAUAAGCUACAUAUAUCAUUUUAUUCAUCCAGUGCGAACAGUUUCCACACCUGUAUCAGAGGUCCUGUUAGCAGAUCUGCUAUGGAGGCGUCCAUCUGCAGCCGCAUUUCAGAGCUCAGAGGAACAGCCGACCUCAACGGCCUUCAUUUCGGGUCUGAAGCUGAAAACCUGGAUGGGACCAGAACUUCUUUACCUGGCUGGCGCUUUGGACUUAUAGGCUAAAUUUGUAGAGUUUGAGUGAUGCUUGUUUAAAUGUGUGUAAAUUAUCUUUGAGUUGUUUGCGGCAGCAUCUUCAGUAAGUUAAAUCAAGAGAAGUGGACAAAGAGGGGGUUGACCCGUUAAUGAUUUGUUUCUUCCUGCAGAGGGCUCAUGAUGUUUAUGUGUGAUUGUUUGCUAAAAAUAUUUUGCCUUUUUCCCCCCCCCAUUCUUGUAAUAUUUGAUCCUGUGGAUGCAAAUGUCAGAAGCCUUUGGUAUAAACUGAAAUAUGCAUGACUUCAUUUUCGUACACACCGUAACCUCCAGCCCUCUGUAAGAUACCCCUCUCAGCUCAAUGUUGCUGCAGUGCAUUGUUGCAGGUUCGUUUUGAGUUGUCCAGCGUAACCCUCCCGCUUGUCUGUCAAAAACUGCAGAUAUAAAGCUUCUUAACGCUGCAGUGGACACUAUAAAUGAUUAAUAAAACUGUGUAAACUGCUGAUGGAAAACCCUGCAAUGUUUUCACUUGUCUCAACCCCUGUCAAUUCAGAAGUAUCUUGGAAAAGUGCAUCAUCUGUUAAUAAAACUAGUAAAGGCGGUAAAUUCAUGUUUGGCUUUGUUUCCCAUUUUUAAUUAUCAAUAAAUCCACAGGGAGCUUAUGUUUUUCGGCACUAGUGGCCUUUAUAUUUUUUUAACAGUAGGUAGACAGGAAAGGGGGAGACAUUCGGUAAAUGUCGCCUGGUCCGGGACUCGAACCCGGGACAGCCGCUUAGGUAUGGUCACGUGCUUUUCUUACGGGUACAAAACUCUGGGGACACAAGUUUGACAAUCCAAUAAAUAUUUUAGUCACUAAAUACAUAUGUUCCUAUAUGUGUUAGCAUUAACAAUGGAUAUGUUAAAUUUAAAUUCAUCUAUAAUUAUUUCAGUUGGGUCAAACAUUAACUAUAAAAAUACAAUUAUGUUAAAUUAUGUUAUGCUCACUGUGAUAAUUUAAGCUAUAAUAGUUCAGCUCAACUGACACCGCAGCUUAACUUCGGACCAAUCACCUUCAGUUAAAGCAGUAUUAGCCCCGCUCAGUUAAAAUCUUGAAAAAGUUUAGAUGAUUAUAUAAAAAACAUUUAAAAUAUAAAAACAGAUAUGUACAAAAAUGUAAUGAACAUCUGAUACAAUGACUGUUAAUAUGUUUUAUUUAGAAAAUGCACUUAUGCUAGUAAUGAAAUGCACCAUCAUUUUAGGACAUGUUCGUUAUAAAUAAAGAAAAUAUUAUUUUAUCGGAUGGUAAAUUCGAAAGAAACCCAAAUAAUAACAUUGCUAUGUGUAAGAAAACCUUACAACGACGCUGGUUGAUUGGAUUACGAACAGACUUCAUGUCACAUGAAUCCGAACGCAUCACCAUGGUUUCCAUGCCGCACGUGCUCUGUGACGGAACUCCUUUGAUGUCGAUGAUGUAACAAACACGUUUGAAGUCCAAAACAGUGGACCACUUGUGAGUUCUGCUCAGAACACUUUAACAAGCGUUCAUAGUCCUGCUGAUUACAGAAAGAUUUGAGAAAAUUUGACCUUUUUUUCAACUUUUUUCUGUAAACACAGUUUGUAUUAAUUUGAUUUCUAGACAAAGACCUACUCAGUCAUCACAAUAGUAGUUACACAGCCAGAAGGAAUCCAUAUUUUCAUAGUUUUUCAAAGAAAACUGCAUCUCUAAAUGGAAAAACUGCUCUACAGUAUCCCAAAAGACAAGUGGGACGACUUUGUUGCUGGUAGUGCUGCGAUACAGAAAAUAUGGUUGAAGGAACAUCUGCUUUUGGACAGUACCAAUUUCUUUUCUGCUCUGGUUUUGUCCAAAGUCCAGAGCCUGCCUGUCACACGCAAGGAUGUCAAAGCCAUUGUGGGUAACCAACUACCAGAAGCUCUUGCGAAGGUCCUGAGAAGUACAGAGAUUUGUGAUUUAGAACCCAUUAAAAUGUUUAACAAAUUAGUUAUCAGAGAAGUGGCAAGCAAGAUCCAAUCCUCCACCAAUCAGGACAGUAUGAAGAAACAGUCUCUGGUCAGAAGAAGCAUGGAUAAACUAUUCCACGCGGUGGAUCAAGUUAGGGUGCUGGGACAUCAAACAGCUGUAGAUAAUGGCACAAAAGCAAAGAUUUGUAAACAGGAGAAUGUUCCGUCUACCAAUGCUGCACCACACACUUUGAGGGCACCAAGAAGAAAAGCAAAGGGUGCACCUGCGAUUUAUAAUAAAUACCAUGGAGGGAAACAAUGGUUAAAAGAGGGAGUGCCCAAGUUACCAACCAUCCCUGAAGCCACUCAGAUGGAGGAAAUGUUGGCUGAAAUCAACCAUUUUGGAUACAACAUCCAGACUUACAAUGAGGUGUGGGCUAAGAUGACGGACCAAGAAACUACGGUACAAAGUCAGUGCGAACAGUUUCCACACCUGUAUCAGAGGUCCUGUUAGCAGAUCUGCUAUGGAGGCGUCCAUCUGCAGCCGCAUUUCAGAGCUCAGAGGAACAGCCGACCUCAACGGCCUUCAUUUCGGGUCUGAAGCUGAAAACCUGGAUGGGACCAGAACUUCUUUACCUGGCUGGCGCUUUGGACUUAUAGGCUAAAUUUGUAGAGUUUGAGUGAUGCUUGUUUAAAUGUGUGUAAAUUAUCUUUGAGUUGUUUGCGGCGGCAUCUUCAGUAAGUUAAAUCAAGAGAAGUGGACAAAGAGGGGGUUGACCCGUUAAUGAUUUGUUUCUUCCUGCAGAGGGCUCAUGAUGUUUAUGUGUGAUUGUUUGCUAAAAAUAUUUUGCCUUUCCCCCCCCCCCAUUCUUGUAAUAUUUGAUCCUGUGGAUGCAAAUGUCAGAAGCCUUUGGUAUAAACUGAAAUAUGCAUGACUUCAUUUUCGUACACACCGUAACCUCCAGCCCUCUGUAAGAUACCCCUCUCAGCUCAAUGUUGCUGCAGUGCAUUGUUGCAGGUUCGUUUUGAGUUGUCCAGCGUAACCCUCCCGCUUGUCUGUCGAAAACUGCAGAUAUAAAGCUUCUUAACGCUGCAGUGGACACUAUAAAUGAUUAAUAAAACUGUGUAAACUGCUGAUGGAAAACCCUGCAAUGUUUUCACUUGUCUCAACCCCUGUCAAUUCAGAAGUAUCUUGGAAAAGUGCAUCAUCUGUUAAUAAAACUAGUAAAGGCGGAAAAUU
Girardinichthys multiradiatus is the source of this 3611-nucleotide messenger RNA. RefSeq lists its product as uncharacterized. The record is from RefSeq and is a predicted model, not a curated record. The transcript has 3 exons. Bases 2139 to 2885 code for a protein of 248 amino acids. NCBI's taxonomy places the organism in Eukaryota, Metazoa, Chordata, Actinopteri, Cyprinodontiformes, Goodeidae.